Sciurus carolinensis (gray squirrel) is the source of this 3312-nucleotide messenger RNA. It is a transcript of the gene Dnaaf5, whose product is annotated as dynein axonemal assembly factor 5. Gene Ontology annotation, biological process: cilium movement; inner dynein arm assembly; outer dynein arm assembly. Bases 11 to 2566 code for a protein of 851 amino acids. The transcript has 13 exons. The record is from RefSeq and is a predicted model, not a curated record. Gene Ontology annotation, cellular component: cytoplasm. Gene Ontology annotation, molecular function: dynein intermediate chain binding. NCBI's taxonomy places the organism in Eukaryota, Metazoa, Chordata, Mammalia, Rodentia, Sciuridae.
CGCGCGAAAGAUGGCGGCGCCGGCGGAGGUGGAGGCGGCCGCUGGGCCAACAGAGGCGGAUGAGACGGUGGAGCUGAGCCGCGUGUUGGGACGCCUGCUACCGGGGCUGGAGGCAGACAGCAAGAUGGGGCGGCGGCGUGCGCUGGAGGCCCUGCAGCGCGCGCUGGAGGAGGUGGUGCCGCCCGGGGCCGACCCUACCGCUUUCCAGGGCCCUUGGGCGCGCCUGCUGCUACCGCGCCUGCUGCGCCUCCUGGCCGACCCGGCCGAGGGUUGCCGCGCGCUAGCAGUGCACCUGCUGGACCUGGGUCUGCGCCGCGCCGCGCGGCCCUGCGACGCCCUGCCGCGCUUGCUGCCUGCGCUUGCCGCGCGCCUGGCCCGACCGGAACCCGCGCGGCCACCGCCAGAGCCCUGCGAGGAAUUGCGCCUGGCGCUCGUGCAGCUACUCGGCCUGGCUGUGCGCCUAGGCGGCGCCGCGCUCGCUCCCCACCUGGACGACGCUGUGCGCGCGCUGCGGAGCGCACUGCUUGACCCCUUCUCCGCGGUGCGCCGUGAAAGCUGCGAGUGCGCCUCCGCCCUGGCGCGUGCCACGCCGGAACACUUUCACAUGCAGUCGGAGUCCCUGAUUGGCCCCCUGAUGCAGACCAUCUCCCAUCAGCACUGGAAGGUCCGGGUGGCUGUCAUUGAAGCUACAGGCACGGUGAUCCAGUUUGGUAACGGGAAGUCUGUAGACGACGUGCUUUCUCACUUUGCUCAGCGGCUCUUUGAUGAUGUCCCUCAGGUCCGGCAGGCAGUGACCUCUGUGGUAGGGGGCUGGCUCCUGAACCUGCGGGACCGCUACUCUUUUUUCCACAAGCUCAUCCCUUUGUUGCUGAGUAGCUUCAAUGACGAGAUACCUGAAAUCAGGCAGUUGGCCACCAGCCUCUGGGAGAAAAUCGGUCUGCAAUGGCAAGAGGAGAAUGAGGCGGAUCUGAAGGACAAGCUAGACUUUGCCUUGGCACCCCCACCCCACUACCCGCUACAAGAGAGCCGCCCUGGGCUGGGUUGUCGGGAGCUGGUCUUCAGGAACCUCUCCAAGGUCCUUCCUGCCAUCUGUCGUGACAUCACUGACUGGGUGGUGGGGACCAGGGUGAAGUCUGCACAGCUUCUGCCAGUACUGCUGCUGCAUGCAGAGGACCACACCACCCAGCACUUGGAAAUCAUCCUCAGAACCCUGCAGCUGGCCUGUGCUGAUGAGGAGAAGGCCGUGGUCAGCAGUUGCAUGAGGUCCGCAGAACUGAUCGGGACAUUCGUCAGCCCGGAAGUGUUUCUGAAGCUGAUCCUGUCGAUGCUGAAGAAGGCACCUUCCUCUGCCAGCCUCUUGGUCCUUUCUUCAGUCAUUCGAGGCUGCCCAUGUGACGCCCUCCAGCCACACCUCAAGGUCAUCGCCACAGAGCUAACCCAGGCACACGUUUGCCAGGCAUCUGAAAACGGCCUCUACCUGGAGCACCUGCUGCUGUGUGUGCAGGCACUGGUGUCCACAUGUCAGGAGGGCUGCAGUGUAGCCAGCCUACAGCUCAUGGAGGUGCUGGUGACCAUAAUGGCUGUCUCAGGUGCCACAGGCCUUGGAGAUAAGGCUCAGGAGACCAUGAAUGCAUUGGCUGCGGUGGAGAAUGUCCCCAGCAGCCAGGACCUCUAUCGCAAACACAUGGGCCCCCUCCUAGAGCGACUGACGGCUUCUCACAGUGACUGGACGGUGCAUUCCAUAGAGCUGCUGCAGUUCAGUGUGAUCGUCACCCAUUCAGGCCCUGCCGUUGGAGAAUCGCUGCAGCACGUGGUUCCCACCCUCCGGGCCUGUCUGCAGCCUGCCAAAGACCCACACAUGCGCCUGAAGCUCUUCUCUGUCCUCUCCUCGGUGCUGCUAAGGCCUAAGGACACCAUUGACUCACAGGGGCAGUUUCCCAGCUACCUGGAGAUGGUGCUGAAGGACAUCCUGGCUCCCAAUCUGCAGUGGAGAGCAGGGAGGACGGCUGCAGCCAUUCGCACGGCUGCUGUGUCCUGUCUGUGGGCACUCACCAGCAGCGACAUCCUGUCGGCCACACAGAUGCAGGAAGUGCAGGAAGCACUGAUGCCACAGGUGCUGGCCACCCUGGAGGAGGACGUCCAGACCACCCGGCUUAUUUCCUGCCGUGUCCUGAACACAUUUUUAAAGACAACUGGUGACACGAUGGAUCCAGAUAAGCUCAUCAAGAUUUAUCCAGAGCUCUUGAAGCGCCUGGAUGACGUGUCCACCGAAGUGAGACUGACAGCGGCCUCUACCUUGCUCACCUGGCUGCAGUGCGUCCAGAGCACCGAGGGGAGGGCGUACUAUCAGAGCAGCAUUCAGUACCUGUACAGGGAGCUCCUCGUGCACCUCGACGACCCCGAGCGCGCCAUCCAGGACGCAGUCUUAGAGGUUCUCAAAGAGGGCAGCAUCCUGUUUCCAGAUCUCCUGGUGCGUGAGACUGAGGCCGUCAUCCACAAGCACCGCUCGGCCACCUACUGUGAGCAGCUCCUGCAGCACAUGCAGGCUGCUUCGGCUGCUCAGUGACCACAGGCUGCGGGGCCAGCACCAUGACUCAGCCUCAGCCAUGACACCUGAUCCGCAGCUCAGGAUGCCCACAGCAAGAAGAGGGCACCAAGAUACACCCUGCUGUUCAUCCCCCCCAGACAGUGCUCUGGGCCCACUUUGAGUAACAUGCUGGUGGUUCUGUAUUUUUGUUUUAUUCAGGGGUCCCCAAAAGUCCCAUCUGAGUUAAAGUUAAAGUUGAAUGCCAACUACCACAUAGGCAAGCAAGUUAGCAGACGCUUAACUUUCCUCAUGUGCAUCCCUGGGUCCUGUCCUGUUUAAAUGCCCACCAAUAACGUUCUUAACUAUUCAAGAACAAAGAAAAAAAAGCCAAAGUGAUUAAAAAGGAAAUUUCAUCAUUCUUUGGGUUCUAUCUCAGCCUGAAAGCAGUUUGAAAUCUUACCUGUUAUCAGUGGACGUUUUCCCAUUUUAAAUGUACUGGAACUUGCUCCUGUAGGUGCCCGGCCACAGGUUUUCAUCAGUGACGCUGACCACGUUGAGAGCAGCUCCUCGGGCCUCAGCUGGCUGCUUUGAGUAGCAGUGAAGAUUGUAUUUUAUUCUUCAGCACUUUCUACACCCAAGUGCCUAAAUGAUUUUAAUUGGGUGUUAUUACCGUGAACCAGUGUUUAUGUUAACAUGGGGAAAGGCUGUGUAUAUUUUCCAACAAUCAAAUAUUAACAUUUAUGCUUUAGUGUUUGAAAUUUUAAUUAAAUUAUUUAUUGUAGUUC